Molecule: messenger RNA, 3720 nt
Organism: Drosophila takahashii
Lineage: Eukaryota; Metazoa; Arthropoda; Insecta; Diptera; Drosophilidae
Gene: SREBP
Product: Sterol regulatory element binding protein
Biological process (GO): regulation of transcription by RNA polymerase II
Cellular component (GO): nucleus
Molecular function (GO): protein dimerization activity; DNA-binding transcription factor activity, RNA polymerase II-specific; RNA polymerase II cis-regulatory region sequence-specific DNA binding
Source: RefSeq, a predicted model, not a curated record
CUGAACCACUAGCUCGCCAUCCCUGGAAUGCAAAGUUUACCGAAAGUCGAACGCAAUUGUUUAUUAAUUUAAAGAAAUACCCGUCGGGUAAAAAACAACGAUGAACAACAAGUGCUAAGCAAUUGCCAUCGUAAGCAUACAGACAAACGCGUUGCCAUUAAAAUGGAAAACCACCAAGCGAAAGUGAAUUAGGAAAACAAAACAAAGGUGAUAAAGCAGCACAAGAGAUGGACGCGAAUCCGAUAAACUUCAUUACCGAUCCGCUGGACGAGUCCAUGGAUCUGUUCAAGGCGGAGGACGCCUUCGACAUGAUCAACGAGGUGCUGCACUCGGACAUGCUGGACAGCUUCCUCAACGACAUGGACCUGGAGCCUGCCCAGAUGUACAACAUGCUGCAGAUGGACGAGCCGCGGGCACAUCCCCAGACGCCGCCGUCCGUGGAGCAGCAGCCGCACGUGAAGAGCGAGCACUCCUCGCCGGUGCACAUCAAGGAGGAGCUGCAGCAGCAGCAGCAGCAGCCGCAGCAUUCGCCACUGCUCGUCUACAAGCCGGAUCCCCUGAUGGCCGCCAACUACAAUCUCCCCCAGCAGCAACAGCAGCCCACGGCCACCAUUCACCACAUGGACGCCCAACGGCUGCCGGUUUAUUCCCCCGCUUUGGCCAGCAGCUUUGUCUACCAGUCCACCAUUUCCCCGCCCACGCCGCCGGCAGAGAUGCAACCGAUUGCCGCGGCAGCUGCUCCUCCGGUGGCCCUGCAACAGUCGCAACCCUUUAUCAUGUACACCCAGCCCAUGGCCACGAGUCCUGGGAUGAUGACUCCAGCCGCAACCGUUCCCGUGCUGUUGGAAUCCCCGACAACGACGACGACGACUUCUGUGGCCAGUCCGAAGACCUCGCCACCUGUAGCUCCACCGCCGAGCAGCGGAGGCAGCCGGGCCAGCAAGGUGCGAGUGGCACCCUCCCUGGCACCCUCUCCCGCCGCCAUGGAGAUCCAGGGCAAGGUGCCCAUCAACCGGGUGCAGCCCAAGGUGAAGGAGGUGAAGCGCUCGGCGCACAAUGCCAUCGAGCGACGCUACCGCACCUCCAUCAACGACAAGAUCAACGAGCUGAAGAACCUGGUGGUGGGCGAACAGGCCAAGCUGAACAAAUCCGCAGUGCUGCGAAAGUCCAUUGACAAGAUUCGGGAUCUGCAGCGCCAGACGCACGAUCUAAAGGCGGAACUGCAGCGUUUGCAGCGCGAGCUGAUGGCCCGCGAUGGGUCCAAGGUGAAGGAUCUGCUGCAGCUGGGCAGCAGCCGGCCGGGAAGAGCCUCUAAGAAGCGUCGCGAGAGCUCGCUGACCUCCACCACGGAUGCGGGAUUGACGCCGCCGCGCAGCGAUGUAUCGGAUCCCUCGCUCUCGCCCAUGCACUCGGACAUCUCGUUGCCGCCGUCGCCCUAUGGCGGAUCCACCGCCAGCUGCAGCAGCGGCAGCAGCAGCAAUGAGGAUGUGCUGGUGGUGCCCAGCUCCAUGCGGGGAAUGGCCACCCACUCUAGGCUGGGGCUCUGCAUGUUUAUGUUCGCCAUCCUCGCCGUCAAUCCCUUCAAGACGUUCCUCCAGCGCAGCGGACAGUAUGGUAGUAAUGAUGACAUUGGCGAACUGAGCGGUCAAAGACGCAUUCUCUCUUACGACGUGGAUGGGGCUGAAGGCUUUGGCUGGCAACAAAGCACUUGGAUAUGGCUUUUGAACUUGACCCUGAUGUUGGGCUGCCUGGUGAAGCUGCUGGUGUACGGCGAUCCGCAGCUGGAUGCUCAGACGGACGCUUAUUGGCAGCACAAGCAGCGUGCCGAGAACCACUUUGCCCAGGGACAGUCGGCGCAGGCCUACGCCGGCUACCUCAACUGUUUGCACAUGUUUGGACUAAGUCUGCCGGCGACGCGAUUGGAGUGCUAUCUGCAGACCACCUGGCAGUUCCUGCGCUUCCUCUUCCAUCGCCUCUGGCUGGGCCGCGUGUUGUCACGUCGCACUGGCGGGCUGUUCAGCAAUGCCGCUGGCAGGAAACAGGCGCUGGCCUCGGCACGCGAGCUGGCGCUGUUGUUCAAUCGAUUGAAUCAACUCCAGCUGACCGGAAACGGAAGUCGCGGCGAUGGGAAUGGCAUUAUGAUGGCCCUGUUCGCCAGCAACAUGGCCGAAGUGGCCCACAAUCUGCUGACGCCGCGCGAGACCAUCUGCAUCCAUGUGAUGACGGCGCUGCGAAUGAAGCGUAGUGCUCCCAAGUGGCUGCAGCAGCUUUUCGCACGAUACUACAUGAGUCGGGCGCGCCAAGAAUGCGGUCGCACGCGGGCUGCCGAGCAAACGCAGGAGUUGCGGUGGGCCUUCAGCGCCUACGGAUAUCGCUAUUGCAGCACGCACGUCUUUAGCUACGAUUUGAAGGACUCUGGCGAGCAGGAUGGCUUCUUUACACGUUUGAGGAAUCCCUGUGAUCCCACCGCCCACGUCAUAAAGCAAUACCGCGAACAUCUGCUGUUCAAGGCCAUUCAGUGCUUGGUGGGCGCGGGCCACAAGUCGGCUGGUCUGCCCACUUCUUCAGCGGUCGGAGAGACGGAUCAAUUGCAGCAACAGCAGCACAGCGGGACUAUCGUCAGCAAUGUUCUCAAGUACACCUCGCUCUUGAGGGACACACUGUGGGCCGAUGAGGAUGAGCGCGACACGAAUGUGGUGUGGUGGGCGAAUAUCCUGGAGAUCGCAGUGCACUGGCUCCUUGGCGAGGAUACGCUGGCCGAGCAGUUGUACGACAGCAUCAAGCAGAUGCCUGCACAGCUUGAGCAGUGCGGCGAAAACGAUCAUCUGCCCAGGGCACUGCAUUCGGUACUUCGAGCCAAGAUGAUUCUACUAAUGAACAAUGGAAACGCUCUGGACAAAGGCCUAAAGCACUCGGUCAACGUCUUGUGCGACGAGUCCAGUGUGCAGCUGCAGGAAUGUCUGACCGUCAAUAGGAUCACCAAUGCCAAGGGCAUAAAGCUGCUUUUCCAAUUGCUCACCUGCGAUUGGCUGCUUGAAACUCGCACCUCUUUGUGGGAACUUGAGCACAUGAAUAUGGAAGAUGAUGGCUUCUACCAAGUGCCCGGCGAAGUGCUCGAGAAGUUCCAGACGGAUUUGAAUUCGUUGCGCAGCAUUGUGGAGAACAUACCGAACGCCCAGUCUCGGAUAUAUUUGUACGAAGCUGUUUGUCGCCUGAUGGCCGGAGCCUCGCCGUGUCCAACGCAACAGCUUUUGGACAGGAGUCUGCGAUCGCGUUACGCCCACUCGUCCAUCUUCUGCGGCAGCAAGGAUCGGCGCCACCAGAAUUUCGAGGGAGGAGAAAGGGAGCGCUCCAUGGCCAUGUACGUGGCCUGCAAGUAUCUGCCGCCCGCGCUGCUCAGCUCCCCGGGUGAACGUGCUGGCAUGCUGGCCGAGGCCGCCAAGACGCUGGAAAAGGUGGGCGACAAGCGGAAGCUGAAGGAAUGCUACCAGCUGAUGAAGUCACUGGGCAACGGCAUAGGCAGCGUUAAGGCUUGAGAUAGAUUACCCUAAGUAAAUAUAUCCCGGGAUGGAAUUGCCCUAAUCUAGGCCUCUUUAUUUCACGCUUUUCCUCUGAUUUCCCGCCCCCGUCAUGCUUAGAUUGCAAUUCAAAACUAAUUAAGUAAAUUAAAGUAAGUAAAGGUUAAACAUAUUUAUAUCAAUAAAUAUUUCAACAGAUUAA